AUGCCACCCUCUCUCUCGCUCUUGUCGGAUACCAAGGAGAAUAUCAAUUCACUGCAGGAACCUCAAGAGCAGGCUGUCAGCACUAGGAAGAUUCCACGGAAUGCAAAGUGGAUUUCGGGAGAUGAUGCAACACUCCUCGACUCUCUCAAGACUUUUGCUGAUGGAAACUCGGCUGAUAAUGGCACCUUCAAGUCUGCAGCAUUUACAGCUGCAGCAAAGGCCCUCAAAGACAGCCACAAAACCAGUGGGGGUGCUCCGAAAACUGCAAAAAGUUGCUCGCAUUGUUGGGCCACUUUGAAGGCCAACUGUCUCAUUGUCCAAAAACUGAAGAUUGUCAUUGCCAGUGACAAAGUGUGGGAUGAUUACCUCAAGGCCCAUCCCGAAGCCAAGGUUUGGCAUUUGACACCAUUCCCCCUCUAUGAUGACAUCAUUGUGCUCGUGGAUGGGUGUCAUGCCACGGGUGAAGGGGCACUGCAUUUUAAUAGUCUUGGGUAUGAGACAAGCCCUCCAUGGCCAAGCACACUUCUCCUCGAUGAUGAAGAUGAUGUCUUUGUAGGUGAGGAUGCACUUGGAGGGAAUCACGAGUCUGAAUCAGCUGAUGAGAAAGUGUUGACACCUAUUUCUCACACUCCAUGUGUUCCGAAACGCGGACGUGCUCCUUCAGUAUCACCAGCUUCAACCGGAGUCCAUAAAAAAUGUUCCAAUACAAAGCUGACUGGUCCAGCAGCAAUUCUCGGAGUAGCUGAUGCUCUCGAGUCUGUUGCUACGUCGUUCACUGCUCCUACUAGUUUUCUUGAUGAUGUUCCCAGUACUCUGAAAUGGCGUAUCAAUGCCAUCCAGGCUGUUUGUGCUGAUGCAUCCUUAUCUUCUGACAAACAUGCCAAGGUUGUUGCUCUAUUUACCAAGGAUGUAGCUAUUGCAGAUGCCUACACUGCCAUUUCAGAUGUCCCUCUCCGUUCUAUGUACAUUCAUCUUGAACUUGGAAAAAUGUAG
Molecule: messenger RNA, 993 nt
Organism: Suillus paluster
Lineage: Eukaryota; Fungi; Basidiomycota; Agaricomycetes; Boletales; Suillaceae
Exons: 5
Coding region: 1-993 (330 amino acids)
Source: RefSeq, a predicted model, not a curated record